Molecule: messenger RNA, 1595 nt
Organism: Spea bombifrons (plains spadefoot toad)
Lineage: Eukaryota; Metazoa; Chordata; Amphibia; Anura; Pelobatidae
Gene: VOPP1
Product: VOPP1 WW domain binding protein
Exons: 5
Coding region: 574-1077 (167 amino acids)
Cellular component (GO): cytoplasmic vesicle membrane
Source: RefSeq, a predicted model, not a curated record
CAGAGGGGGUGGAGGAGCUUUCCCCUCCUCCCCAUAAUCUCCUCCUCACUUUGUGAUCUCAGCAUACCCUCUCCAUUUCCAUCUUUGAAAAUCAUUUCCAUGAGGCGGGGGAAGAGAUUAACAAAAAAACAAAAACAAACAACAACCAAAAAACAACAACAAAACACCACCCUGCCUUCGUGAUCCGGUGCAAUCUCUCUCUCAGCACUUUUUCCUCCCCAGCCUGCUUUUCUCCUCUCCUUUAGGAUCUCCAUCCUCACCUGAACAGUUAACACCCUGCUCGCUGUCAUCUAACUGGAAACAAGAGGAGGAUCUUCUCCCACCACCCCUGAUCAUUCUGAUUUAUCCAGAAAUCAAUACCCUAAUUUGGAAUGUGACUUUUCCAGAUGGAGAAAAACUAAAGGGAGGCACCGCAGUGGCUGCUGGGAAAUUUUAGAUUGUCUAUUUUUUUUUCUAUUUUAUUCCAAUUCUGGGAAAAUAAAGGUCGCGUUGCUAAAGGAUUAUUUAUGCUGGAUGAAGAAGACCUUAUCCCCGUUUUGAUGUCCUAGGGGGGGGGAGUCCUUUAAGGCAGGCAUGAAGAGUUUACAGUGUGCAGGAUUAUUCCUACUGUCUCUGCUACUGGAGUGCGUAGAGGCUAAAAAACACUGCUGGUACUUUGAAGGAUUAUAUCCUACAUACUACAUAUGUCGUACAUAUGAAGAUUGUUGUGGUUCCAGAUGCUGCGUGCGAGCACUUUCCAUUCAGAGGCUAUGGUAUUUAUGGUUUCUGCUUAUGAUGGGUGUUCUGUUUUGCUGUGGGGCUGGAUUCUUCAUAAGGAGGAGAAUGUACCCACCCAUACUUGUUGACGAACCUACAUUUAAUGUAUCCUACACCCGGCAACCUGCAGUACCUCCAACAGGGCCUCAGCAACCAGGAAUGCCGUAUUAUUCUGAUCCAGGAGGAGCUGCAGGAAAUCCAGCAACACCAACGUUCCACACUCAGCCAACAACCCCGCAAGGGAAUCAAAAUUUCCCACCUCCCCCUUAUUACAAUACACCUCCACCUCCCUACGAGCAAGUGGUGAAAGCUUGCAAAUGAAGCAACAUUGGGCUCUGCAUUUUAUCUAAACCUGACUCUUUAUGACUGCUCAAACGUACCAUGAGGCAUACCAUCCUUUGCAAUGAUGCUGGCUCCAUUGACGUAAAAGUAUUGUGUGUCUUGGUGCAGAUUGGACGAAUGGAAGAACCAUUUUGUUCUUCUGGAAAGUGAUUGCAAAUCUACUAUUCUUAGAGCCCGCUGCAACAUUUUUUUUUUUUAUCAUCAAAGCUUUGGAAUGGGUUUGAAUUGCAAGAAAAUGAUCCAAGUGUCUCUCCUCCAGUUCUGAACAGGCCAGAUAUUUUAUUUUUAUUAAUCCCCUUCCAUGGUAUGUAGCUACUUCAUUGUACCUUUGUUUCUCAACUGGUGAUGUACAGUACAUAUUGUUGCCUCCUAGUCCAGAGAGUGUUCGCAGAUCAUGCAACAUUUACAGUAAAAGGCAUGCUGUUGAUGGAAUCCCAAUUUGAUCAAACAUGUUUUUUUCUUCUUUCCUAAUCAAUAAAAUGUUGUGGAAAAAUUUA